This is a messenger RNA of Bombyx mandarina (wild silkworm), 1086 nucleotides long. RefSeq lists its product as uncharacterized. NCBI's taxonomy places the organism in Eukaryota, Metazoa, Arthropoda, Insecta, Lepidoptera, Bombycidae. The record is from RefSeq and is a predicted model, not a curated record.
AUGGGUUUAAAGGUAAAUCCUGAUAAAAACACCAAUAAAAUUGAAGCCCAAAUAGAAAAAACUCCGGAACACACCACCGAGAAAUCAGAAACAGAAAACAAACAUUUAGAAUCACAAAACAAGCCUGAUAAACAAAAAUCAAAUAAAAGUGGAACAGAGCACAGAAAAAAACCGAAGCAAGAGAAAAAGCGUUCAAUAGAUCAUAAUUUAGUCACUACCUAUCACCCCAGGCCGAUGCCUCCAUAUUGCCCGUACUGGCAGCCAUGCUGGCCACCAAUAGCAAUCUGCAAAUGGGCUCCAUACUUUCAUUUUAGUAACACCAUCCGCAGUUUCCAAAUACCUGUCAUAAUAAAUCCGAAUCAGAUUUUGGCACCGGUGCCCAAUCCAUAUAUUGGAAUGGUCGCGCCACCCGUUCUGUCACCAUUAGUUCAGUAUGGAAACGGAAGUAAAAUACCACAUAGGUAUGAGCCUCUGGUUAAUCAAACCGAUGUUCCGGACUCAUCGGUUAUGGAAUACGUUAUUAAUGAAAUAACGGACGAUAAUUGUGACGAUCCAAAUUUUAGUUCAAUUAUCCGCGAUGACGAUGACGAAAAAAAUAACAAUAAUGUCGCAAUCGAUGAUAAAGACACACGAGAUGCUGAUGUAACAGAAGAAAGAAAAGAAACUACCACAGAUCCGUUAGAAGGCUAUCUAAAGCUACCGAAAAAUCUUUUCCCUAAGGCCAGAUCUAUUAAAUUCAAUCCGAAUUUGAUGAUAGAUGAAAUUUGUAAAUUGCCGAAUAUACUACAACACACUCCUUGGAUCUUGGAUUUAGAGUUCGGUAUACCAAGAGCACCGACAACCAGAGUCAUACCGGCUUACAACGUUAAGUUCAAUAGCAUCCACUGUAAGAACACUCCCGAUGCGAUCCAUCCAGGGUUUGAUAGUUGCGGUCAAGAUUUCAAAGAAAUGUUUUUGUUUUAUUACGAUUCUAUCAUUUCAACUUGGUACAAUGGCUACGUUAUUUGGAAUAAUGAUAACUCGAUUGAUAACUUUCAAAAGUGGUUGAUGCUACCUCUGCAGCUGUUAGGAAUGUGUUGGUCAUGA